AUGCGUUACGAAGACCUAACCCACUCGUUUCAAGGGCUAUCGGUCAAUGAUCAUUUGGCCACGGACACUUCGUUGCCGCCGGCUUCUUCUCCAAAUCAUCAAGCUUCGGAAGUCUACGCACAGGGCAUCGAUGUGGGUCGCAGAUUCCGAAUUCUCGUCACAGGAAGGCUCGGGGCGGGGAAAACCACUUUACUGAGUCGCAUAUGUCUGAGGCCAUACGAGCAAAGAUCAGAAGAAAUCGAGGAGGAGUUGUCCCACACAUCUUUCAUUUUUCACGAUUCUGUCGGCUUCGAAAGUGCUGGAGACUCCAAGAUCAAUCUCGUAAAGGCUUUUAUUGCUGACCGAGCAAAAGCGACGUCACUAUCGAGUAGACUCCAUGCGAUUUGGUACUGUAUCCGAACAGAUACCCAUAUGCACUUUUCUCCAGGUGACAUGCAGUUCUUUGGCAGCAAUAUUGCAGGAGACGUUCCGAUCAUUGUCGUCUUCACCAGAUUUGAUGGGUUAGAAUCGAUGGCAUACGCCAAACUCCGGGAUACUUUUGGAAGGGCAGAAUCCAAGGCGAAACGAUUCGACAGAGCACUGGAACUGCUCCAGUCAAGAUACAUACUGCCCCUCAGGGCAAUGCGAUAUCCGCCGGCCGAGUGCGUUCGGAUGGAUAAUUUAACGACUGAGACCCCUACUUACGCUGAUCUCAUUCGCGUCACUUUGACCCUACUGUCGGGCGAUAUUCUUCGGCCAAUCUUAAUUUCCGUUCAACAACUGAACGUCGAUUUGUGUAUGGAACGGGCCAUUGUCCAAUGUCAAGAUACACAAAAUCUUCCAUCUUUAUUGCCCGCGAUAAUGUCCUGCUACCCUCAUAUUUGGCGUACACACGAAGAUGCAUUUAACACAGGACGUGAGUUUUUUGAUCCAUUACUCCUUGUAGUUCUAACCCGGAAUUCCGCAGCAGUCUGUUUUUCAAGUUUCGCAUCCGACCGCUCUCAUUGUGGAUCGCAGGACCCAGUGAUUUCGAUAGGACAAGGUUCCCCCGAUCAUGAUCUCCAUCUAAGACUGGUAGGUGUCCCGAAUUCCCAUCGCGACAACAUGAAUCAAGUGCUUCUACGCUAUAGUCUUCAAAAAUUACCGAGUGUAGUCCAUUGA
Messenger RNA from Mycena indigotica, 1140 nucleotides. RefSeq lists its product as uncharacterized. The record is from RefSeq and is a predicted model, not a curated record. NCBI's taxonomy places the organism in Eukaryota, Fungi, Basidiomycota, Agaricomycetes, Agaricales, Mycenaceae. The coding region runs from base 1 to 1140 and encodes 379 amino acids. The transcript has 13 exons.